AUGAACGCUAAUGUGCUAUUUCGUUCGUUUCAAGAGAAAUUCCAACUUUGCAUCGAAGAGCGCACGACACCGACGCUUGCUUCUCAGAUUCGUGUAGAAGACAUGUGCCAAGACGAGGCUCAAAAGUUAGGCCCAAAAGAAGACGAAAAAGAGUGGAAAAUGCCAUUCUUCGAUCGGGAUCAUCAUUUAGCUUACACAUUUGCUGAUCUGUCCAAAUGUCCAACGUAUUUGGACGCGUCGAGACCUUGGUUGUGCUAUUGGAGCGUGCACUCGCUGAAUUUACUGAACCACACGUUCUCCCAUGAUAUGAAGAGCAAGAUUGUCACUUUUUUGAAGACAUGUGAAUCACCUGAAGGCGGAUAUGGAGGUGGUCCUGGUCAAAUUCCACAUUUGGCUCCUACAUAUGCUGCCGUACUUGCGUUGGCAACUCUGCGUUGUGAAGAAGCAUUGGCUUCGAUCAAUCGAGAAACUCUGGCCAACUUUUUGCGCUCUGUGCACCAAACCGACGGAAGCUACAUUAUGCAUACAGGAGGAGAAGUUGAUAUGCGAGGAGUCUAUUGCGCUUUGGCUGUCGCAAAGUUGACGAAAAUUCUCGAUCAGUCAAUGAUUGAAAAUACACCUGAAUGGAUUAUCAGCUGUCAAACUUAUGAAGGUGGCUUCGGUGGUGAACCCGGAACCGAAGCUCAUGGCGGCUACACAUUUUGUGCAAUGGGAGCUCUGACUAUUCUUGGAAAAGCAAAAUUAGCCGAAAAGGAUAGUUUGCUGAAGUGGCUUUCAAAUCGUCAGAUGCGCUUUGAGGGCGGCUUUUGUGGUAGAAGCAACAAGUUGGUGGAUGCCUGUUACAGCUUUUGGCAAGGUGCUGUUUUUCGACUCAUCGAUAUGGAAUUGGAAAAGGAGGAACAGCCCACACUUGGCCUUGCAUUUGAUACGCGUGCUUUGGAAGAAUAUUUGUUGAUUUGCUGCCAGGAUCCACGUGGAGGAUUUCGUGAUAAGCCCGAUCGACCAAGAGAUCUCUACCAUACUUGUUAUGGAUUGAGUGGCUUGGCCGUUGCCCAAAGCUAUGAUGAAUCAAAGCAAUUAAUUCUUGGCGGAGAAGCAGCUUGUUUGCCUCCAAUUGACCCAGUUCUGAACAUCACCGCUGAGAGUGAGACUUUUGCCAGCAGCUAUUUCGAGCGUCUUUUGUCACGU
Messenger RNA from Mesorhabditis belari, 1188 nucleotides. The record is from the annotation of a GenBank genome assembly. Lineage: Eukaryota; Metazoa; Nematoda; Chromadorea; Rhabditida; Rhabditidae.